UCAAGGCAUGUGUUCUGAGCUAAGAAAUGGGGUUGGUGUUAGAGUUUGCUCUAUCAAGAGCUGAGGAACUGGGGACAUCUCUGUGGCACGUCCCCACCAGGACCGCCAGGGGAGUCCAGGGGGGACUAAGGGAGGGGCUGAUGAGCCUGCCCCGCCCCCGACCACCUGGGAAAGGAAGUGGGAAAGGAGAACCAGCAACGGUCACUGCAUUUCCUUCACAUCUCACUCUCGGGACACAACAGGACGAGGACAGAGCAGCUGCAGCUGGAUGCGGGCAGACGGCCACAGAGGAGGAGCUUUUUCAGCCACAGUCUAGUAACAGAGGGGUUAGCAGUGGCCACCAUGGGUUCUGUGAAUUCCCGAGAUCACAAGGCAGAGGCCCAGGUGGUGAUGAUAGGCCUCGACUCAGCAGGCAAGACCACGCUCCUGUACAAACUGAAGGGCCACCAGAUGGUGGAGACCCUGCCCACUGUUGGUUUCAACGUGGAGCCUCUGGAAGCACCGGGGCACGUGUCUCUGACUCUCUGGGAUGUGGGGGGGCAGACCCAGCUCCGGGCCAGCUGGAAGGACCACCUGGAAGGCACGGAUGUCCUCGUGUAUGUGCUGGAUAGCACCGAUGAAGCCCGCUUACCCGAGGCAGUGGCUGAGCUCAUGGAAGUCCUGGACAACCCACAUAUGGCCAGUGUCCCUUUCUUGGUGCUGGCCAACAAGCAGGAGGCGCCAGAUGCCCUGCCGCUGCUGGAGAUCCGAGAGAGGUUGGGCCUGGAGAGGUUCCAGGACCGCAGCUGGGAGCUUCGGGCCUGCAGUGCCCUCACUGGCGCUGGGCUGCCAGAGGCCCUACAGAGCCUGAGGAGCCUCCUGAAAUCCCGCAGCCACUGUGUGUCUACGUGAGCACAGGCGGGGCAGGGAGUGGGGAGAGCAGGAAGACGCGAUCUGGGCACAGCAGCAUAUCUUCGCUGAUACGACCUGAAAGAAUCAGCUGGGCCUUAAGAAUCUUAAGCUCAGUUUAUCAGAGAAGUCCUUCUGUGCUUGGACAGGAUAUUUUCCUCUUGAAGCUUGUUGUCACUAGUGUUUAUGUUGAAAAUCAACUAUGGGGCACCUGGGUGGCUUGGUUGAGCGUCCAACUUCAGCUCAGGUCAUGAUCUCAUGGUUUGUGGGUCCAAGCCCAUGUCAGGCUCCGUGCUGACAGCUCAGAGCCCGGACCCUGCUUCAGA
Messenger RNA from Prionailurus viverrinus (fishing cat), 1214 nucleotides. It is a transcript of the gene ARL11, whose product is annotated as ADP ribosylation factor like GTPase 11. Gene Ontology annotation, cellular component: cytoplasm. Gene Ontology annotation, molecular function: GTP binding; GTPase activity. The transcript is spliced from 2 exons. Bases 343 to 891 code for a protein of 182 amino acids. Gene Ontology annotation, biological process: intracellular protein transport; vesicle-mediated transport. NCBI's taxonomy places the organism in Eukaryota, Metazoa, Chordata, Mammalia, Carnivora, Felidae. The record is from RefSeq and is a predicted model, not a curated record.